UGUAAAAUCCAAGAAAGGCAAGAAUAUACAUACAACAAAAAAGAUGGGGUCUUUAAGGGUAGGAUUAGUACAUCUUCAUCAUUGUCAUCAUAAUCAUAGUCAUAAUCAUAAUCCAUCAUUAUCGAAAUCUAGAUUACCCCUAACCCUCAAAAGUGGGUUGUUAGUUUUACCUUGUUCAUCAUUUUACUCAAAAUCAAAUAGAAACUUCCACCGAUUGCCUUCUGCAUCAGUUACUACUACUGAUCCAAUCAAAUUGAAAGUAAGAGCUUCUUCAAAUUCAACACAUAAAACAAUGGUGAAGGGAAUUAGGGUCCAUGAAAUUGGUGGCCCAGAGGUGCUGAAGUGGGAAGAUGUAGAAGUAGGAGAGCUGAAGGAGGGUGAGAUCCGUGUGAGAAACAAAGCAAUUGGGCUUAAUUUUAUUGAUAUUUACUUCCGCACUGGAUUAUAUAAGAGUCCAACAAUACCCUUCACUCCGGGAAUGGAAGCAGUUGGAGAGGUGGUAGCUGUGGGUCCCGGACUAACUGGCAGAAAGGUGGGAGAUCUUGUUGCUUAUGCUGGUAAUCCAAUGGGUUCAUAUGCAGAGGAACAGAUCCUUCCUGCUGACAGAGCUGUCCCUGUUCCACCUUCUGUUGAUCCUAUAACUGCAGCAUCUGUCAUGCUCAAGGGAUUGACAGCUCACUGUUUAGUCCGUCGCUGCUUCAAGGUUGAAGCUGGUCAUACUGUUCUUAUUCAUGCGGCUGCGGGAGGAGUAGGUUCUCUGCUAUGCCAAUGGGCAAAUGCUCUUGGUGCUACCGUCAUUGGUACCGUCUCGACAAAAGAGAAAGCAGUUCAAGCUAGAGAAGAUGGUUGUCACCAUGUAAUAAUCUACAAGGAAGAAGAUUUUGUGUCUCGUGUCAAAGAGAUAACAGCUGGCCAAGGGGUAGAAGUUGUCUAUGAUUCCGUUGGAAAAGACACUUUUCAGGGAUCACUGGAUUGCUUGAAAUUCCGGGGUCACAUGGUUCUGUUCGGUCAAUCAUCAGGCGCACCAGACCCUAUUCCAGUGUCAACAAUAGCAGCAAAAUCUCUCUUUCUAACGAGACCCAGCCUUAUGCAUUACACCAUAACACAAGACGAGCUUCUAGAAGCUUCUGGAGAGUUAUUUGCAAAUGUUGCUUCUGGUGUUUUACGGGUUCGUGUCAAUCAUAAGUUUCUUCUGUCACAGGCAGCUGAGGCUCAAACUGCACUUGAGAACCGACAAACGACUGGUUCCAUUGUGUUGAUACCAGAUGCUUCUCUAUAACAUGUUGAAGUAUUAAGAACAUUGUAAUUUAGUCAGUUAUGGUUCUUAAUGUGUUGUGUUCAAAGGGAUUUAAGGAAGUAUUAUAACAAGUGAUGUGUAAUUAAGGAUGAUUGGUCUAUGUUACUACUAGAAUGAGGUAUCAGCAUGCUUCAUGCUAUGUAAGCUUUAUUUGCACCAGGAAAUAAAAGCAGAGAAUAUAUAUUGCAUUAACAGACAUAUUACAUUGAAUAAAAGAACCUAUAAUUGGUUUAUUUACAGCA
Molecule: messenger RNA, 1539 nt
Organism: Spinacia oleracea (spinach)
Lineage: Eukaryota; Viridiplantae; Streptophyta; Magnoliopsida; Caryophyllales; Amaranthaceae
Exons: 5
Coding region: 44-1279 (411 amino acids)
Cellular component (GO): cytosol
Molecular function (GO): mRNA 3'-UTR AU-rich region binding; NADPH binding; quinone reductase (NADPH) activity
Source: RefSeq, a predicted model, not a curated record